CAUGUCUGCGCCGUAUUGGGGUGCAUUGCCCCAGCCCAAGGGCAUCCAGAGCCGGCGAGUCUCAGCAGAUUACACUAAUGAAUUCGCGCAAAAUGACCAACGGCGUUCGCUCGACGUCCAGCCCCAACGCAAGGCGAACCGCAACUCAGUCCAGACAGCUUACACCGAUGCUCCCACCGAGACGACGUUUAGUCCCAACUCCCCGACGUCGAUACCGGACUACUACCAAGGUCUGGCUCCCAGACCAGCCUCACAUCGUCCGCCUCCUCAAGAACAAACAUAUGAAGGAUAUGAUAGGCAAGAACGUCGACCAAAUCGAACCGCCGUCCCUGACAAGUACGAGAGCAUCUCUCCGACUCCUUCUGCCACGGACACCGUCAUUCGACAGCCACCUAUGGAUCCCUACGCAAAUGGAUCAUAUCAUUCAACGUCUGGACAACCUUCACGACCGGGAGCAGAGGCAAUGAACCCCAUUGAUCUUUCUUCUUUCCCGACGCUUUUCGACGGUGGACUUGCUCGAACAGAUAGCAUGGCGUCUACCCAGCCUCGAGAAAGCCCAGCAUCUGGACCGUCCGAACGGCGCAAAAAGUUGGCAGACCAUCGAUCACCUCUCCAGAAGCUUGAGCUGACGCUCGACAGCAUGACCAAGGAGGAAAAGAGAGCGCGGGUGCAGGCCGCGGAGGCACGAGCGAGGGCGAGGGCUGCCAAGCGGGCUGCUGAAGCUGCCGAAAGCCGUUCUCAGGCUGUCGACCAGCCGCUUUCGCCCGCAGCUCCCAUCCAACGUCAACACCAACCUCCCGCACCAAUUGAGACGACUCCCCCGGCAGCUCAAAGAAAACCAUCUCAGCGAGAGGCCAAUCCGUCGAAAGUCCUACCUCAGCCGCCUAUACGUGAUGAACAGCGCAGAUAUCCCCAAGAGGGACCUCGAUUCGAUGACCAACGCCGAUACACCAGCCAAGAGCUUCCUCACCAUUCUCGGGCUGCUAGUAUGGACCAGCGGGCAUUUGUCCCGGCAGCGGAUGUUCCUAAGCGCAAUCUCAGCUUCCGGGAACGCGACGUCUCUCGUGAAGCCAGGCCGCAUGACGCGGACGCCAACCAGUCCGCAAAGGAAUCGAGCAGCUUCUCCUUAACACGAAGCGGGAGUAACAAGCUGAGAAAAGAGCCUCCGGAGGAAGUUUGGCAUCGAAUACGUUCUGACGCCGAGCGACGACUGCCAGCGGCGCAGCAGCAGCAGCCUGCCCAGGCUCAAUUCAAGGACCCGGCUCGGUCUCCCCAGGCUACAACGGGAGUACCACCACCAGCAGCGCAAUCACGCAGCAAGGAGCUGCCUCCGCUUCCCCUCGUGACGAAGGAUGAGGCGAAUGUGAGGCCGGAAGCGAAGAGGGCCCCCCGCCCUGCUGCCGAGGCCGAGAUCGAACCCAUGCAGCGGCGAGCCACCGAGCCCGUCUAUGCUCGGGAAGAGCGAGGACUGAAUGCCGACUAUGCCCCCGCGGCUGCCAUUGGCAGGAUCAUUUAUGAGGCGAGUCAAAAAGCCCGAGGACGCUUUCCACAGUCGAAUUCAGCAGCAAAGAGCUUGGAAGAUCAGACGGGCCAUGGUCUAAUCGAGGAUACACAGGAGCCACAGGAACCUCUGGAACCGCGUAUGCUGCACAUGCCGCAGGAACCUCAGGCACUGCGUGACCGUAUGCCACAGGACCGUAUGCCACAGGAGUCGCCAGAGCCCUAUGAGCGCCCCGAAUCAAGAUUGGUUUUCAAAAACCCCGAAGAGAUGCGCCCUGGUGAUGGUCUCUACAGCUCCCCUCAGUGGCUGGAUGAGUGGAAGAAGGGCACUGUCGGCACACUAUCCGGCACCCUUCUCGACCUUACUGGCAACAAGCCAGCUGGACUGAUGGAGAGGAACGACGCUUGGCUGGACAGAGAGCAAGGAGGCCACCAGAGAAGGGUCAGCAGUGCAACGAGGCCGCGCAAGGCCGAAGCAUUUGAUGGGGAGUAUGACACUACGAAUGGCGCACCGACUCGGUUCAAGCCGCCGCUGUACCUCAAGUGCGGCCCGCUGCUGAGAUACUGUGGCAUGCGUCACGAAAAACUCCCGCCUCGGCCUCGGGGGCCAAAUGUUGUGGAGGAUCGUGAGAUCUGGAGAGGAAGCGUCAUGAUUGUCACGAAUGACGCCGAGUCUUCCUAUGAGAUUGCGCCGACGCUCCGACUGUUCGUGCAGGACGUCGAACUGUUGCCUCCUCCACCACACCAUGUCGACGGCGACCUUUCACCCGAGUAUGUGGAUCCCAUCGCCGGGCAUCCCAAGCUGGGUCGUCGCGGCGAGACGCUGUAUGUUCGGCCUGUGGACCACCUCGAAGAAGGCAGAGAUCUAUCGCAUGACGAGUCUGAGGACGGUCUAUUUGAGAAGACAAGGAGUUUGCCGGACGAGCCUUUGGCGCAAGGCCUCAAGGACUACCCGGGAUCCUUUGCAAGCCGCCGAGGACGAGUUGAUAUUGACGGAGAGAAGAUGCAGAAAUACAAGGAUGUGAGGGGCUUCCGUCUCCAUGCCGAACAGGGCAGUACAUUUUGGCGGUUCAACAUUGAAGUUGAGCUACGGGAGCAGCAACAGCGGAUUGCCUAUCGCAUCAACCGCGGCCCAGCGAUGGCCUUCUGGGUGCCUGCACGCGGCCAAACCAUGAACAUGAUGUUCUAUACAUGCAAUGGCUUCAGCAUCAGCGUCAACCCAAACGAGCUGUGCGGACCUGAUCCCAUGUGGCGCGACGUUCUGAACUCGCACCAGAUGCGACCAUUCCACGCCAUGAUUGGCGGAGGUGACCAGAUUUACAACGACUGCGUGGCCUUUGAUAGCCCGCUCUUUGACGAGUGGCUGCAGAUCAAUGUGGCGGAGAAGAAGCUCAACGCGGCCUUUACGCCCGAGUUGCAGGCUGAGCUGGAGCGCUUCUACAUGGAGCGAUACUGCACCUGGUUCUCGCAAGGCUUAUUCGGCUUGGCCACUUCCCAAAUCCCCAUGGUCAACAUGUAUGACGACCACGACAUAUUUGAUGGAUAUGGCUCCUACGCCCACCUGGACAUGAGCUCGCCUGUCUUUUCUGGACUUGGACGACUUGCUUUCAAAUACUACCUGCUCUUCCAGCAUCAAAGCAUCGUGCCGGAGACAGAAGUUAGCGAGCCUAGUUGGAUCCUGGGCGAGCAGCCGGGUCCAUACAUUCAAGAAGUCAGCCGCAGUCUUUACAUGUCAAUGGGCGGAAAGGUCGCUCUGCUUGCCGUGGACUGUCGUACGGAGAGGACCGAAAAUGUUGUCGUGGAUGAGAAGACAUGGGAGAAGAUUAUAAGCAGGCUGUAUGCCGAGGUCAGGCGGGGACAGGUUGAGCAUCUGCUUGUGCUUCUGGGUGUUCCCAUUGCCUAUCCCCGUCUCGUCUGGCUGGAGAAUAUAUUGACCUCCAAGUUGAUGAGCCCCGUCAAGGCGCUUGGCAGGACAGGAGUGCUCGGCAAACACCUGAACAACCUCAACGGCGGCUACGAGAUCCUUGACGACCUCAAUGACCACUGGACGGCCAGGAAUCACAAGAAGGAGCGAACAAUCAUCAUUGAGGAUCUGCAAGAUCUGGCUAUCGACCGAUCUGUGCGAAUCACAAUACUGAGCGGCGACGUGCACCUCGGCGCCAUUGGUCAAUUCUAUUCCAACCCCAAGCUCGGCCUACCAAAGCACAAGGACCCGAGGUACAUGCCCAACAUUGUGUCUUCAGCCAUCGUCAAUCACCCGCCACCGGACAUUGUUGCCGACUUGCUCAACAAGCGAAACAAGGUACAUCACUUUGACAAGGAGACCGAUGAGGCCAUGAUUCCGAUCUUCCAAACCGGCGUUGAUGGCAAGCCGAGAAACAACAAGAACCUCCUCCCUCAUCGCAACUGGUGCUCCAUUCGCAUGUGGCAGCCAGGCAGCACGCCGCCGCCUUCGCCGCCCACGUCCGACCGAGGAAGGAGUCGAAGCCCAGGAGGCGGAAGCUUGCUCAGAAGACUUUCUUCUAGACGGCGCAAGUCUACUUCACAGCAGCCUUUUGACGUCUCACGGGAAUCCGUGCGAGGGCCUCGGCCCCCUAUUUCCGGAGGAGGAGGCCUCUUCAGGAACUUUUCACGACGAAACUCGGUUGAUCAACAGCGCCCUGGAGGAGGUGUGACUCGAACGAUGUCCCUUAGCCGCGGAGAGGCAGCGCAUCACAGAGAUGACUUGAUGCAUCAUGGACAGCACGGUAGUCAGAGUCGAUUUGACGAGAGCAACAUGAGCGGCCAAUGGAGCGGCGAGUUUGACAGCGGAUACUUGGACCAUCGAACUCGGGGGCAGCCUCCUGCUUCAGGCCUCCGUGGUGGCGGCGGUAGCGAUUACGAGGAGUUCUCGGCAGGUGACGAGUCCUACUUCACAGCACAAGCACCUCGGCGCGCACAGACGGUCAACUACCACGCCGGGCCCGCUGGUAGUCACGAGGUCGACGAACCGUCUACCCGUCCAUACCACAGAAUACCCACGGGCCUGUCACUGAAGGAGACGAAAGAUGCGGAGAAGUUUGAGGUCAACCUGGAAGGCGGCCUGGACAUUUCGCUAAACAUGGAAGUGAACUCCAAGGACCCGACGGGCAUUACUGUGCCUUACCGGCUUCUAGUGCCCAAGCUGUUUUAUGAAGCCUCCUCCAAAGACGACCUAUUUGCGACGGCGGAGCCAACUGGUAUUAAGAAGUUAUUCAGCUUUAGAAAAAAGCAAAAGGCACCUUUGGGGGAGCCGGAGCCGGAGCCAGCAGAAGAGAUGGGAUACGAUGACGAAGAGUUGGACGACGAGAGAUACUGA
Molecule: messenger RNA, 4837 nt
Organism: Trichoderma citrinoviride
Lineage: Eukaryota; Fungi; Ascomycota; Sordariomycetes; Hypocreales; Hypocreaceae
Exons: 4
Cellular component (GO): membrane
Source: RefSeq, a predicted model, not a curated record